GUUAGCCCAGAAGGUUAACGCCGCUAGCAAACCGAGCAGGACCGAGGUUGGGAGUCCUUGUCCCUUUCCCGCUCAGCGACGGGAAGGCUCUCUUGCCCACCCGUCCUCGGUUCCCUCAGACACUCGAGGCCUUGCGAAGCCUCCUCCGCUCCCGGCGCCCUCCUAAGAGGAUGCCGCUUUCACUCGCUUUGCCCCAAAGACCCAAAACCUGAACGAGGAGGGUUACAGCCUCGUUUUCCGGCUAGGAUGAAUCAUCUCCGGUAACAAACUCCCUCCCCCGGAAGUGAGACCUGAUGUAAACACCAGAGCCGGGUGUCAAGGCCCGGGAGGUCAGAAAUCCGGGCCGCGGGCGGCACCGAGAGCUGGGCCUGGGAUCGGGGACACGCAGAGGUCAGGGAAGCAAUCCUGGAUCAUGACUCAGCAGCCACUUCGAGGAGUGACCAGCCUGCGUUUCAAUCAAGACCAAAGCUGCUUUUGCUGCGCCAUGGAGACAGGUGUGCGCAUCUACAAUGUGGAGCCAUUGAUGGAGAAGGGGCAUCUGGACCAUGAGCAGGUGGGCAGCAUGGGCCUGGUGGAAAUGCUGCACCGCUCCAACCUGCUGGCCCUGGUGGGUGGUGGUAGCAGCCCCAAGUUCUCAGAGAUCUCAGCAGUGCUGAUCUGGGACGAUGCCCGGGAGGGCAAGGACUCCAAGGACAAGCUGGUGCUGGAGUUCACCUUCACCAAGCCAGUGCUGGCUGUGCGCAUGCGCCAUGACAAAAUCGUGAUUGUGCUGAGGAACCGCAUCUACGUGUACUCCUUCCCCGACAAUCCCCGAAAGCUGUUUGAGUUUGACACCCGGGACAACCCAAAGGCCCAGACCCCCCUUCAUCUUCACACCCUAGGGCUCUGUGACCUCUGUCCCAGCCUGGAGAAACAACUGCUAGUGUUCCCAGGACACAAGUGUGGGAGUCUGCAACUUGUGGACCUGGCGAGCACAAAGCCUGGCACUUCGUCUGCUCCAUUUACCAUCAACGCACAUCAGAGCGAUGUAGCCUGUGUGUCCCUAAACCAGCCAGGCACCGUAGUGGCCUCGGCCUCCCAGAAGGGCACUCUUAUUCGACUUUUUGACACACAGUCCAAGGAGAAACUGGUAGAACUACGCCGAGGCACUGACCCUGCCACCCUCUACUGCAUCAACUUCAGCCAUGAUUCCUCCUUCCUGUGCGCUUCCAGUGAUAAGGGCACGGUCCAUAUCUUUGCUCUCAAGGAUACCCGCCUCAACCGUCGCUCCGCGCUGGCUCGCGUGGGCAAGGUGGGACCCAUGAUUGGACAGUACGUGGACUCUCAGUGGAGCCUGGCGAGCUUCACCGUGCCUGCCGAGUCAGCCUGCAUCUGCGCCUUCGGUCGCAACACUUCCAAGAACGUCAACUCUGUCAUUGCCAUCUGUGUAGAUGGGACCUUCCACAAAUAUGUCUUCACUCCUGAUGGAAACUGCAACAGAGAGGCUUUCGAUGUGUAUCUUGACAUCUGUGAUGACGAUGACUUUUAAGGACCCUGUGGGUUGUUAGGGACCUGCAGUGGCAGAGUAUAAAGCAUUUGUGGGGGUGGGAGUGCUGGAAGCCACCAGCCAGCAAGCACUAAUGGGGCAGGUGCCCACUUUCCACUCCGCAGAGCAAUGCCUAAACAGCUCAUUUCCCCCCAAGCACUUCCCCCAAGCACUUAAAGACUGUGCCCACAGGGCCAGGCCAGGGCCCCAGGGAGGCAGCAGAUGCCCUGGGGCUCCCAACCUGGGGACUACUAGGGACCCAGAGGGAAUGCCCUAACCCAACCUGUGGGGAUAAACAAACAAACAAAAGAAAAGAAAACCUUCCCAGAAAGAACCCAUCUUUGAUGUGAUGAAUGUGAAUAAAGAGACCUUAAUAGUA
This is a messenger RNA of Rhinolophus ferrumequinum (greater horseshoe bat), 1904 nucleotides long. RefSeq names its product WD repeat domain 45 (gene WDR45). Gene Ontology annotation, molecular function: phosphatidylinositol-3-phosphate binding; protein binding; phosphatidylinositol-3,5-bisphosphate binding. The record is from RefSeq and is a predicted model, not a curated record. Gene Ontology annotation, biological process: autophagy of mitochondrion; protein lipidation; nucleophagy. The coding region runs from base 413 to 1528 and encodes 371 amino acids. NCBI's taxonomy places the organism in Eukaryota, Metazoa, Chordata, Mammalia, Chiroptera, Rhinolophidae. The transcript is spliced from 11 exons. Gene Ontology annotation, cellular component: phagophore assembly site membrane; extrinsic component of membrane; cytosol.